Onychostoma macrolepis is the source of this 4744-nucleotide messenger RNA. RefSeq names its product zinc-binding protein A33-like. The transcript has 11 exons. The record is from RefSeq and is a predicted model, not a curated record. The coding region runs from base 142 to 2211 and encodes 689 amino acids. NCBI's taxonomy places the organism in Eukaryota, Metazoa, Chordata, Actinopteri, Cypriniformes, Cyprinidae. Gene Ontology annotation, molecular function: protein binding; zinc ion binding.
CUCAGAAGGAACUACUUCUGUGAAAGCGAAACUAAACUUAUGAACAACAAGCUGGGUUGGUUUUAAGGUUUUUAAUAAACAAAAAGCUUGUGUAUUUCUAAGACGUGCAAAAACGAAUGUGAACAGCUGAUACUCGCAGCUAUGUCAUCCUCCAGUGGUCUUCUGGCUGAGGAGCUUCAGUGUUCAGUGUGUCUGGAGGUGUUCACUGAUCCAGUCAGCACUCCAUGUGGACACAACUUCUGUAAGAGCUGCCUGAACCAGUGCUGGAACAACAGUCAGGAGUGCAAAUGUCCAUUGUGUAAAGAAACAUUCAGUAAAAGACCCGACCUCAAGAUCAACACAGCACUUAGACAGGUUGUGCAGCUCUUUCAGGAACAGUUCAGUCUGAGUAAAACUGAUGUUCUCUGUGAUGUCUGUGAUGACAGAAAGCUGAAAGCCCUGAAGUCCUGUCUGGUGUGUCAGACCUCUUACUGUGAAACUCAUCUUGAGCCUCAUCAGAGAGUCCUGAGCUUCAGGAAACACAAACUGACGGACCCUGUGAAAAAUAUAAGGGAUUAUAUAUGCCAGAAACACGAGAGACCUCUGGAGCUGUUCUGUAGAGAUGAUCAGACAUGUGUGUGUGUGUUUUGCACUGAUGGAGACCACAAGACUCACAACACUGUUCCUCUAGAGGAGGAGAGUAAAGAAAAGAAGGCUCGGCUGGUGAAGACACAGAAAGACAUGCAGCAGAUGGUCCAGGACAGAAUCAGGAAGAUUCAGGACAUCAGACACUCAGCAAAACUCAGAAAAAAAAGCACAGAGCGAGAGAAAGCAGCUAAUGUUGAGCUCUUCAGUGAUCUGAUUCGCUCCAUUGAGAGAUGUCAGGCUGAGCUGCUGGAGAUGAUGGAGGAGAAGCAGAAAGCAGCAGAGAAACAGGAGGAAAAGCUCAUUCACGAGCUGGAGCAGGAAAUCACUGAGCUCAAGAUGAGAAGCACUGAGAUGGAUCAUCUCUUACACACCGAGGAUCACCUCCAGCUCCUACAGAUUGAUCCAUCCCUGUGCAGUCCUCCACACACCAGGAACUGGCCUGAGAUCAGUAUGAACACUGAUGUGAGUGUGGAGACUCUGAGGAGAGCUCUGACUCGACUGCAGGAAACUCUAGACCAGAAACUCAGUCAAACUGUAACUGCUCGGCUGGUGAAGACACAGAAAGACAUGCAGCAGAUGGUCCAGGACAGAAUCAGGAAGAUUCAGGACAUCAGACACUCAGCAAAACUCAGAAAAAAAAGCACAGAGCGAGAGAAAGCAGCUAAUGUUGAGCUCUUCAGUGAUCUGAUGCGCUCCAUUGAGAGAUGUCAGGCUGAGCUGCUGGAGAUGAUGGAGGAGAAGCAGAAAGCAGCAGAGAAACAGGAGGAAAAGCUCAUUCACGAGCUGGAGCAGGAAAUCACUGAGCUCAAGAUGAGAAGCACUGAGAUGGAUCAUCUCUUACACACCGAGGAUCACCUCCAGCUCCUACAGAUUGAUCCAUCCCUGUGCAGUCCUCCACACACCAGGAACUGGCCUGAGAUCAGUAUGAACACUGAUGUGAGUGUGGAGACUCUGAGGAGAGCUCUGACUCGACUGCAGGAAACUCUAGACCAGAAACUCAGUCAAACUGUGUUGAUGAGGAUGCAGCAGUAUGCAGUGGAUGUGACUCUGGAUCCUGAUACAGUUCAUCCAAAUCUCAUCCUGUCUAAUGAUGGGAAACAAGUGAGACAUGGAGACAUUAAGCAAACGCUCCCAAAUAACCCAGAGAGGUUUGAUCACUGCACCUGUGUCCUGGGAAAAGAUGGAUUCUCCUCAGGGAGAUUUUAUUUUGAGGUGCAGGUGAAUGAAAAGACUAAGUGGAAUUUAGGAGUGGCCAGAAAAUCUAUUAACAGGAAGGGAAAGGUCACUGUGAGUCCUCAGGAUGGAUUCUGGGUUGUGGGUCUGUGGAAUGAGAAUGAAUAUUGGACAUGUACUGAUUUCUAUGUACUUCUGUCUCUGAGAGUGAAACCACAGAAGGUGGGGGUGUUUGUGGAUUAUGAGGAGGGUCUGGUCUCUUUUUAUGAUGUGGAGUCCAAAUCUCAUAUCUACUCCUUCACUGGUCAGUCUUUCACAGAGAAACUCUAUCCUUUAUUCAGCCCAUGUCGUAAUGAAAAAGGUAAAAAUUCAGCCCCUUUGAUGAUCUCUUCUUUUAAUAGCAAUGAAUGAAUUUAUACAUUUUCAUCAUUUGGAAAAUGAUGAAAUAUAUAGAUUCAGGGACAUAAUGUCAUUUGUUCCUUCUGAAUUUGUUUAUUUUUCUAGGACUGCAAAAAGUGAACACAUCCACAAAAUAUUUUUCCUUUUUCUCUUUAGUAAAAUUGCAUUGUAAAUAAAAACUAAAUACAUUUUAAUAGUAUCCGAAUGAAGCACUUUAGCUCUUUCUAGAGCUGGAUUAUGCUGACAUUGCUUAUGAACUCAUAAUGAAAGUAUAAUUAUGCACUGUAAAAAAUGAUAUGAUGAAAAAGUCAUGACAACUUAUGUUUUAAAGUUACUUUAACUCAUAAAAAUAAUUUAAGCAAUUUCUUUUUUUUGUAAGUUAUGCUAGAUUCAACUUGAUUUUUAAAGUCAGUUUAAUGUUAUUGAAAUUCAAGGAGACCAAUUUAAUUCAGUGAAUUUAACAUUUUAAGUUCUAACUUACUGGCACACUGUAAAAAAAAAAAAGUUGAGCCAACUUAAAAGUUUGCUCGACUUAUUUUUGUGCACUGUAAAACCCGACAAGUUAGGUUAACUCAAACUGUUUGAGUAAACUUAUUGCCUUAAACCAUUUAAGUUUUUAAAACUAAUAAUUAUGAGUGCUCUGAACUUAUUUCAGUUGAGUUCACUAAAAUAAGAUGUACAUUGCAAUUAAGUGAUUAAUUGAGCAUUAGUGAUGAACACUUGCUGUUAACAAACAUAAUCACUGAAGAAAAAGAAAAACAAGAACAACUAACUUUAGUCACAGCCUUAGAUGAAAUCAACUGAAAUAAAAUACAUUAAAUCUCUCAAGAUCUGAGUAAACAACCCCACAAACAGCAUCACCAGCUCCACUUAUUAAUAACCAGACUGACUUUAUUUCUGACAGACAUCUACAGAAGAUCUUAUUGAGAAUUAACUAAGGUUUAGAUGUUGAUUUAUUGUUUCAACUGAAGUAACCAUGUUAGAGAUCAGUGUCUGAGAUUUAGUUGGGCUCUUGACCCUUGACUUCUGUUUUAGUUUUUUUUUCCCUCCUCUUUUUCUCUGGCUGUUGUAACCAUGUGUUCCUCAAACAUAUUUGUUAUAACUCAAGAGCCCAUGCAGAGAAAAUGAUCAGUAGUUGGUUGUUAUAUGUUUAUAAUGACAAUCAUCUGUUAGCGAACUGAUCUCAUUGUGUGUCUAAUCUCUGAUUAAAUGGAUGUUGUAUUGAUUAUAGUAAGAGUGAUUCUAAGAGCCAGUGGUUCUGUGACAGUCAGUUAAUAGAAAGGACUUUCCAAACAGUUUGUCCACAAAAAGUUUUAAUCUAUGGUAGCAACUAGACUCACACAGACAUCAAGAAUCAGCUUAUGAACCUCAACAAUGGUGACCAUUAUAAAACAAGAAAAAAAAGAAAAUGCAUGCUGCAAUGCAUGCUGGGUACUAGCAUAGUACAAAACUCAUCCAUGGAUCCCAGCAUGCAUUGCUGCAUGAUUGUUUUUUUUUUUUUUUUUAUAUGGUCACCAUUGUUGAGGUUCACAAGUGAUUACUUUUUUUUUUUAACUUGACAUGAUUAGUUGAAACAACUAAUACUGAAAAGUCCAAUCAACUUACAGAGAGCAGUUCAGCGCCAGUCAGGAUUUUACAAAGUGAGUUGAAAUGACAUGUAUUUGUAAUUUGUUUAUACUUACAAAUUUAAGGCAGCCACAAAACUUAAGUUUUUAAGUUGAAAUAGGGGGAAAUUUUUUACAGUGUGACCAUGCAGGAAAAAUGUUGUCUACAGAAACAAUUUAUACUGUUAUUAUCAGAAUUAACAAUUAUAUAGUCAAAUUGUGUGUGUGUGUGUGUAUUUUCUUUUUUGGGAAACUUUUACUUCACUACAUUCCAAAGAAUCUUUCUGUAGGCUACAUUAAUUGUCACGAAUCCUGUCCCUGCACUUCCGUUCAUUCACCACCAGAGGUCACUCGCUCACCACAUUGACUCUCACACCAUACUUCACACUGGACUGCAUUUCCCAUCAUUCAUUGAACUGAUUGCACAGCUGAAGGCACUGAUCACACAGCUAUCACCAAUCACACACUCUACUUAAGCCAUGGACUUUCUCUCCUUCACUGCUGAGUAUUGUAUGGGCUUAUCGCUUCCCUAGCGUUAGCUACUCUACAGAGCCCUGAUAGUUUUCCUAGUCUUGCCUUACCUGUUUUGGAUUGUGUUUUCCCCUGCCUGGACUUUUGCUUUCGUUUUCAGAUCUCCUCUCUCGUCAAGCCCCUUUGGAUACUGUUCGCUGUCGACCGGCCCAAGCCCGUUUUGGAUUACUCUUUGCCUUGCCUAUGAUAGACCUGUUUGCCACUGUUCGACCCUGCCUGUUAUGACCAUGUCUCUGCUCAAAAAAAGCUUGCAAAUGGAUCCGAACGCCUCUUGUCUCGUUGGUCCCGUUACAUUAAUAACAUCGAGACCACAAUCCAAUCGUGAAUUUGUGAAUGAAUGAAUCACUUCCUCGAGCCGAAUCUGUUCAAAAAUGACAAAUUGUAGCCUAUUAGUGAUUAUUGUAAAUAAA